Molecule: messenger RNA, 492 nt
Organism: Fulvia fulva
Lineage: Eukaryota; Fungi; Ascomycota; Dothideomycetes; Mycosphaerellales; Mycosphaerellaceae
Exons: 2
Coding region: 1-492 (163 amino acids)
Source: RefSeq, a predicted model, not a curated record
AUGGCUCCCCAACAGGUCAAGCCAUUCCGUCUUCUCGACCUUCCACCAGAGUUGUGGAGCAAGAUCGGCCAGCUCAUUGUUGAUGACGCCAGCACCGUUACUGAAAAGAAGCUCUACUGGAUUCAUCACCCGUACCCAUCUUCGGCACAAGAGCUGGCAGAAAUCCAGCAACCAGCGACAACACGUACAUGCAGCAUCCUGCGAGCGGAGCUCUUGCCAUACUACUACCAGAGCAAGAUCUCGAUCAGCGUCAUCGCAAGUUCUUUGGCAUCAAGGGUGGUGGGCAAAUGGCUUAGGAUGAUCGGUUCGAAGAACAGGAGUGUCGUCACAGGCGUCUGGCUGACACUAUACGGGACCCGCGAUAAGCAGAGUCAGCUCUUGAGGGAAGAUUUCCAGGUCGACUUUCAGCUUAGUUGGACUGCACGACGCGAGAGAGAACGUGGUCUGUACGGAAGAGAGCAAGACUACGUGAGCUUGGAGUUUCUCGCGUGA